AUGUGCCUGCACUGCCAGGAACAGCAACUGCAGCAGCAACAAGAACAGCAGCAGCAGCAGAAGCCGCAGCAGAAAAAGGACAACCAGCGCCAGCAGCAGCAGAAGCAUCAGGAGAAGCAGCAGCAGCAGCAGCAGCAGCAGCAGAAGCCACUAACUGCGUAUAAUACUGCUGCGGAGGCAUGCCCACAGCAGCAGCAGCAGCAGCAGCACAAGCUGUUGCUGCAGCUACAAGGCAUCUACUGCCCCGAAGACGUCCGCAGCGGGGGCGCCAGUCCAGGGCGACAAGCAGCAACAGCAGCAGCAGCAGCAGCAACACCAGCAACAGCAACCGGCCCAGGGCCGCCCGUGGAUGUGCUUGACCGGCAACUGCAGCAAAAACAGCAGCAGCAGCAGCAGCAGCAGCAGCAAGACCCUGUGGCACGAGCAAUAAUAGAGCAGGAGUCAGAGCGCCUUGUCCAGCAACAGCAGCAGCAGGACUGCAGCAGCCGCCAUUGCAUCAGUGGUAGCGCGGAUGCGCCUUGUGCUGCUGCUGCAGCUGCUGCUGGUGCCGCUGCUGCUGCUGCUGCGUGGCAGGGCCAAAGGCGGGAAGAGGGUCGAGUCCCUAGUGCAGAGGCUGCUAGACUGCACUCAAGAACCGCAACAGCAACAGCAGCAGCAGCAGCAGCAACAGCGCCCAUGCGCUGCAGAAGAGAUGGCAGCAACAGCAGCUGCAGCAGCAGCAGUCACUCCAGGUGCAGCCGCACCAUAGCCGCCUCCCAGCAGCAGCAGCAGCAGCAGCAGGAGCGUUCUGCUGCUGCUACUUCCACCGUGGGGCCCCCCCAACGACUGCCCUUUGGGGGCCCCCUUGGUGCCCUUUUCCAAGACCCUCUUUCGGGGGCCCCCUUACCCAGCAGUACCCAAACUCUAGAUUUGGGGGGCCCCCCUGUACCCUCUGCUCCCUGGGGGGCCCCCCUAGGAGGAGUACCCUCCCGGGGGCCCCUGGGGGCCCCCCUAGGGGACGAAGUACCCUUCCGGGGGCCCCUGGGGGGCCCCCUAGGGGAC
Molecule: messenger RNA, 1041 nt
Organism: Eimeria tenella
Lineage: Eukaryota; Apicomplexa; Conoidasida; Eucoccidiorida; Eimeriidae
Exons: 5
Source: RefSeq, a predicted model, not a curated record